CUUCUUGCCUGCCUGGAAGUCUGCAGCUAAAAUUGUGUUAAGGAGUUUACUGCUGAAGCUGCUACAGAAACCAAUGUCUUUGUAUUUUCCUGCUAACGAAUACGGGGUGCUUUGCAUUCAGGAAUACGGAAAAAACAGCAAAGUGGAGUCAAGUGCACAUAACAGCUUCAUGGGCUUGAAGGAUCACCUAGGACAUGACCUCGGCCACCUUUAUGUGGAGAGCACUGACCCACAGUUAAGUCCAGCUGCACCUUGGUCAACAGUAGAGAGACCAAGUAUGGAUACCGUUAAUGCGGGAAAGGAUGAAAAAGAGGUGUCUGAAGAGAAUGCAAGCUCUGGUGACUCUGAAGAAAACACAAAUUCUGAUCAGGAGUCAGAACAAUCGGGUAGCAUUUCAGUAGAGCCAGGCUUAAUAACUAAGACUCACAGACAACUCUGCAGGUCUCCCUGUUUACAGCCUCACAUACUCAAGCGCAAUGAAAUUUUGCAAGACUUUAAACCUGAAGAGUCCCAGACUACAUCCAAGGAAGCAAAGAAACCACCUGAUGUGGUGCGAGAAUACCAAACAAAACUGGAGUUUGCACUUAAGUUAGGUUAUUCUGAAGAACAGGUUCAGCUUGUACUAAACAAACUUGGUACUGAUGCUUUAAUCAAUGAUAUUUUGGGAGAACUUGUCAAACUUGGAAAUAAAAGUGAGGCUGAUCAGACGGUUAGUACAAUUAACACUAUAACACGGGAAACUUCUUCCCUGGAAUCUCAGAGGUCUGAAUCUCCAAUGCAAGAGAUUGUAACAGAUGAUGGUGAAAAUCUGAGACCAAUAGUUAUUGAUGGCAGCAAUGUGGCAAUGAGCCAUGGAAACAAAGAAGUAUUUUCCUGCAGAGGAAUAAAAUUGGCAGUGGAUUGGUUUUUGGAAAGAGGCCACAAAGAUAUUACAGUUUUUGUUCCUGCGUGGAGGAAAGAGCAAUCCCGACCUGAUGCUCUCAUUACAGAUCAGGAAAUUUUACGUAAGUUAGAAAAGGAGAAAAUCCUGGUGUUCACGCCAUCCCGGCGAGUCCAGGGGAGGAGAGUGGUGUGCUAUGACGACAGGUUCAUCGUGAAGCUGGCUUUUGAGUCGGAUGGUAUCAUUGUGUCCAAUGAUAACUACAGGGAUUUGGCUAAUGAGAAACCAGAAUGGAAGAAGUUCAUAGAUGAACGAUUAUUAAUGUAUUCAUUUGUCAAUGACAAGUUCAUGCCCCCUGAUGACCCUCUUGGCAGACAUGGCCCCAGUCUGGAUAAUUUUCUGAGGAAGAAACCUAUUGUUCCUGAACACAAAAAGCAGCCUUGUCCAUAUGGAAAGAAGUGUACCUAUGGACACAAGUGCAAAUAUUAUCAUCCCGAAAGGGGCAGCCAGCCGCAGCGGUCAGUGGCUGAUGAACUCCGUGCCAUGUCUAGAAAUACGGCAGCCAAAACUGCAAACGAAGGAGGACUGGUGAAAAGCAACAGUGUUCCUUGUAGCACCAAGGCUGAUAGCUCUUCUGAUGUCAAACGAGGUGCUCCAAAGAGGCAAUCAGAUCCAAGCAUAAGGACUCAAGUCUACCAAGACCUAGAAGAAAAGCUUCCCACCAAAAACAAAUUGGAAACCAGGUCUGUACCUUCCUUAGUUAGCAUCCCGGCUACUUCUACUGCAAAACCCCAAAGCACUACAUCUUUAAGCAAUGGCCUUCCAUCUGGAGUUCAUUUCCCACCUCAGGAUCAAAGACCACAGGGACAAUAUCCUCCAAUGAUGAUGGCAACCAAAAAUCAUGGAACGCUAAUGCCUUAUGAACAGUAUCCAAAAUGUGACUCGCCUGUCGACAUUGGAUAUUAUUCCAUGUUGAAUGCAUACUCAAAUCUGAGUCUCUCAGGCCCACGAAGCCCUGAAAGGCGUUUCUCCUUAGACACAGAUUAUAGAAUAAGUUCCGUAGCUUCUGACUGCAGCAGUGAAGGGAGCAUGAGCUGUGGGAGCAGUGACUCCUACGUGGGUUACAAUGACCGGUCCUAUGUCAGCUCCCCCGACCCACAGCUAGAGGAGAAUUUGAAGUGUCAACACAUGCACCCUCACAGCCGCCUUAAUCCUCAACCCUUCCUGCAGAAUUUCCACGACCCCUUAACCAGAGUGCAAAGUUACAGUCACGAAGAACCAAAGUUCCAUCACAAGCCUCCUCUUCCGCACUUGGCUCUGCACCUGCAGCACCCCGCUGUGGGCGCCCGGUCCAGCUGUCCCGGCGACUACCCCUCUCCUCCAAGUUCAGCACACUCUAAGGCACCACACCUAGGGAGGUCCUUGGUGGCCACGAGAAUAGACAGCAUCUCUGACUCUCGACUUUAUGAUAGUUCUCCUUCACGACAAAGAAAGCCUUAUUCCCGCCAGGAAGGCCUGGGAGGCUGGGAGAGGCCGGGUUAUGGGAUCGACGCCUAUGGGUACCGGCAGACAUAUUCCUUGCCCGAUAACUCCACGCAGCCGUGUUAUGAGCAGUUCACCUUCCAGAGCCUCCCCGAGCAGCAGGAGCCGGCCUGGCGGAUCCCGUACUGUGGAAUGCCGCAAGAUCCCCCCAGGUAUCAAGACAACCGAGAAAAGAUUUAUAUCAAUUUGUGCAACAUCUUCCCACCUGACCUUGUGAGAAUUGUCAUGAAAAGGAAUCCUCACAUGACAGACGCCCAGCAGCUCGCCGCAGCCAUUUUAGUGGAGAAAUCCCAGCUGGGUUAUUGAAAGAUGAUGCAUCUUUGUGGUGUUUAGUAGUUUUUUGUUCAGCUCAAAUGCUGAGGGAGGUUUGCUACAAUAGCACAUGUGAUCUCCUUCUCAGCAAGGAGGUUAUAUAGUAUCCAUUUAUGUGAAAUACUGUAUCAUGGAAUCUGUAUGUAUAGCCCCACAUGGUGGAAGUAUCACGGGAUUGCUUUACAUUUAAACUUUUUUUUAACAUUUCCUUUUUAAAGCUAUAUCCUUGGCUGGAAAUUUUUCCAGUUUGAUUUAAUAGAUGUAUCUGUGAUCUUUGAUAUUAAUCUUUGGUGCAUCAGGGGUUUAUAUGCAGCACUUUUUAUCCUUGUUUUGUGUUUUAUUAACUUGGUGUUUGUCUAUCAAUUGCAAGCAAUUACAAUACCUUCAGAAUGUGGGACAUUUGACUAGACCUAGCAAACUGUUUUUUCGAGCCAAGCUUAAUUAGACUCUUUUACAGCUUUUUAAGUUAUUUUUAUUUGGGGAAAGUGGGCUUCUUUGUGCUAUAAUCAUUAUUUAUAGAAACAAAGAUAUACUACAGCACUGACUUUAUAUUUUAAACAAAAUGUAAGUUACCAGUUUUAUGUUGAAAUGGGUAACAGUAUAUAUAUUAGAAUGAUUUACAAUAUGGCACUUUUCAUUGUGUUAUUUUUGUUUGGAUUUUUUUCUGUUAAGAAAUUAGUUAAUUUAAUAUGGUUGAUUUAAAAGAAAGCAGAUGCAAUCAAUGGAAAAAAUGUUUCCAUUUUUUUUAAAUGAAUAAGGCAAAAGCUAUAACUGUUACAGGUUAGAGCUUUGUUAUCCAGCUGUGAUGUGCUUCUAGACAGUAGAAGUGGAAUUGAAUUCCUAGAUUUCCAUUAACCUGUAUUUUUAAUAUGUCUGUCUUUUUGUUUUGGGGCACAACAAUACUGGAUAAAAUAACCCUUUCACAGCACUUGCCUGUUUUUAAUGAAUCUAAUUAUUCACAAUGCAACUUUUAUAUUUAACAUACUCUUUAGCUUUCCUGCUAUUUAUCAAGGCUGGCCUGAGGUGGGUUUAUGUGUUGAGGAUAUGCAACAUUUCUUGAUACUGCACUAUAGAAAUGGUGAUGGAGAAGUUGUAAAUGGUAACUUAAAAUUUUUGUAAGAUAUUGUAUAUUUUCCAUUUUCCUGAAGGUAGUUUUCUUGGGGGGCCUGUUAUAUUAUUAAGGCCAGAUUCUUGCCACAAAUAGUGUAGUUUUAGAUACAGACUAAGGUCUGUUCUAGUAUUAGUAAGGGAUAUUUCUGGUUUCAAAGUCCUGGGUUUUGCUAGCGGUGAAUACAUUUCUGCGGAUUAGAAGACAGAUUUUGCAGCCAGUGGCAGACAGUUGUGUGACUGACAUCACUUGACGGUUGCCUCCAGAUUUUGAAUUGUACUUUGUGUAACAGACUCAUUCAGAUCUUUUUCUGUAGUCUGCUUAGAUGCCCUGGCUAUUCUGAUUAUUCUACAUGCUACAGUUUGAAGUAAAGCCCUGAAAAACCAGAAAGUACCUUUUACUGUUGAUACAAAUUGUAUCUUUUUAACUAUAAGAACUGUUUUGAUUUGUAGAUCUAGUUAAAACACAAGUAUGUAACUAUGAUUAGACUUUUGGGCAACAUUUUAUCCCUUAUUUAAAUACAAAUUUUUUAAGUAAAAUUGAGGUCUAGAAUAGGUUAGAAAAUAAAAAUAACAAUUUAGAUAAAUAAAAGUGUUUGUCUUAGUUUUAUAUAAUAUAUUAAAACACAUUACAUAAAUUUAUUGGCAUUUUCUUUCUCCUAAAACUUACCUAGUGUGAACUUAAAAUAAAGGUAAAAUGCUGCCUGAAAAUAAUGUCCAAGCACCUUUGACUAGGAUAACAUUUUCACUACUUGUGCGACACUGUGUGUUGCACGAAGUAGGAUUUGGGUAUACAGUAAAUGCUUCUAAAAGGCAUUGUGCAUAUUGACAUAACCAAUAAUCUGAACCGUGUUCAGCAAACUUAAUUCAGGAAAGUGGUAUUCUACACAAUUAUUGCUGUUGUGUUUGAAAUGAGUGUGGCACUCAUCUGUACCCAGAAAUAAUAUGGGUGAGACCACACAACCCAUUGUGAGUGGUGUCUGUCUGAGAGCAACGCUACUCACCUGUGAAAUCGUUCUCCUUGAUUUGGUUGGUCACUAUAAAGCAAGUUUAAACAUAGAGGCUAACUCAGUGCCAAAACUAGGGUUACAGAUGUGUAAUAUCUUUUAUUUUAGUCAUAUUCUAAGACUUUUUUUUUAGUAUGAAAUCACUUUUAAAUUAUACAUGUAGGUUUUGCUUCCAUUUUCUUCAUUUUACCAUUUAUUUGAACAUUCACCAAAUUUUACUACAUUUAUUUAAAUGAGAUCUUAGGUGAGAUGUGUGUGACACUUUGAAUUUGACCUUCUUGUGUUAUUAGCUGACUAUUUGUCAUUGCCUCAUGGAUUUUAAAUUAUGGGAAAAUAGUGUAGCCAGCUGCCACCUCUACUGAAGUGAAUAGCUCUGAACUACCCACACUAAAUCCUUCAGUGUAAUUAAUUAUGAGUUUAAAAAUAGCAGUUUUCUUAUGUGAAGAGGACAAUUUGUCCCCUUGUUUUGAAUCGCCAGUGUUGCGUUCAGAGCUGUAGAAUGAGAUAAUUGGCAGACUUUAGGUACAGCAAAUUCUUACUUAUCUAAAGCAAUAAGUCAAAGGAGUCCAUCAUUAAAUUAAAUCCAUAGCUGAUCACAAGCCUUCAUGUUAGCCAAAACUUUCUCUCUAACCAAAUCUUUUACCAGACUUGCUAAUAAGUAACCAGAGAGGUGUGUUAAUAAGUGAAAUUGCCAGAAAUGGUCAACUGAUCAAAAACAAAAAAAGGAUUCAGAUUGGAAUAUUUUGCCCCUGAAUAAUUGACAGUUGACUGUACUUUACACAGUAAGUAGCCAGUCUGUUGUCUCUGUGUCUUAGUCCAGAGGGAAUAGUACCUAACUGGCCAAAUACUGGCUCUUGGUAUUUCCUUCUUUCUUGCAUGUGAUACAGACGUUUUCAGUCUUGUUUUUAUGAUCUCUCUAGAUAUCCUGAUAAGAGUUUGUCACUGACCUACACAUUUGGAAGAAAUGCACACCAGUAUACAAUAUUUGAUACUGGUGGAAACUUGACCUUUGUGUUUUUAUGAAAAUUCAUUUAUGAGAAUAUGUAAUAUAACUGAAGAGUAUUUUAUAUAUAUCUAUAUAUACACAAAUAUGUAUUUGUUAUGAGGUAUUAAAAACAGGGGUUGGGGGAGUGCUUCUGAUGGCUAACUUUUCUCUAAUUGAACUAUGUUUCUUUGAGUUGUGAACGACCAAGUCUGGGGUCUGGACAGCCAAUGAUAAGAUUUAGAACCACUUGGAUGGAAAGCGAUUCUUCACUGGUUUUAUUCUUGGUAUUUUAAAAGAAUUAUUUUGAUAUUUUUAAUAGAAUGUGUAAUUUUAAAGUACACAAAAAACUUAAAGUAGUAUUGAUUAUACAAAUAAUUAUUUAACAUGUCUUAUGGAUGUAUCUAUAUGUAUAUAGACAGUAAUAUAUUUAUAAAACAAAUAUACUUUGCUUAUGUUAUAGCUCUUGUUUGUGACAGGUGGGAGGAUGGCUCUGGGGGUGUGUGUGUGUUUGUGUGUGUGUGUGUGUUUGUGUGUGUGUGUGUGUGUGUGUGUUGAAAACUCAAGCUGUUUUCCUCUGAUUUACAAUGGUAUUUACUUUAAAGUAUAUAUGGUUUUCGUUAUCCUUUUUGCUAUUCAGCUUCCUUAUUCAAGAUAAAAUAAGAUGUACAGUUUUCUGGCCAUUCUGUUGGUGUGUGGUGCAUCCAUUUUAUUGUCAUAUAACUCCUGGAGAAUUCUCAAGUGACCUGAAAUCAAACAGGUUCUGGUUGGACAUAUACUUAUGUUCCAAAUAUAUUAAAGAUGGUAAUUCAGCUAACAUGUUAAGUUUCCAAGGUAUACACUGACAAAUAAAGUGAGGUAUUAAAAAGAGAUGGAUUACACACAUGCCUUAGAAUAAGAGAAAACAGAGCGUUAAUAAAAGUAAAAAAAACAUACACUAUCUUAGCCCCCUAGGGCAGGGGCGGAUUUUUUCUGUAAAGGAUCAGAUAGUAAAUAAUACAGGAAUCAUAUGGGCUUAAAAUAUCAUUGUAAAAACUACUCAUCUCUGGCUGUAUGGCAUAAGAACAGCCACAGAUAACACGUAAAUGAGUGUGGCUGUGUUCCAAUAAAACUUUAUUUACAGAAACAGGAAGCAGGUCAGAUUUGGCCUGUGGGCCAGGGUUUGCUGAUCUCAAGCAGUAAAUCCAGUAUAUGUUAACAGAAGAAAUCAUAAUUGCAUUUCAGUUGACAUUCAAAGAAAAUCUGGUAGUUUUUGAUAUCCUUCAAAAGACGAUUGUUAGACAUUCAUAUGAAAGCAUCCUAAUUCAUUUGAGUUUUUUACCUGUUUACACCCGUUAUUUAUUAGAGAUAUUUCUUGUGCUUCACCACACACAAAAAAAGCAUUCUGUUAAAAUGUUUUAAUAUGUAUUGAAUUUUUUUCAUGAACUUUUCAUUUCUAUUGAUAAAUGGGAAUCCCUUACCAACCUUUUGUUUUUUAACAGCCUCAUGGACCAAAAAAAUCUGUUGCAGCAUUUAAUUAGCCACAAAUACAUUUUGGCUGCAUUUACCAGUUACAUUUUUCUGUUGGUUUUGGCUUCUAAUAAAUGAUAUAUCUGCCAUUCUUUAAAAAUGGUUUUAAAGAAGAUAAAUAUAUUGUAAUUUCACAUGCUAUAGCUUUAUUCUGUAAGAUUAAAACUUGUGACUAGUGUAAUUGUAGCUAUAAUGUGAGUGGCAUGUUACAAUGUAACUCUUUAUAAGAAAUAAAAUGUAUCUCUGCUUUGUCUGUCCAGAUCUUUAGGUUUUUUAGAUGCUUUGGGACUGUCCUUGGUGAAUGAUAUUCUUCAUAUGAUCAUGUGUAAUUCUGAGUUCGUUGGAAGUACACGCUGCUGAGCAUGUUCAUUCACAGUGCUUUAUACCGGCUGUUGCAUGGAUAAUAUCAUUUUCAUAAGAACAUUUAAACAGCAUGAACAUCAUUAUUCACUUCAAUAGUUAAACUUUCUUUUAAAAUUGGAAUGCAACUCUGGGUUUUAACAAUGUUUAUUGUUUUUUUAAGUGGUUACUUUGUUUUUCCUUAAUACUUUCUGUUAACUUGCUAUUAACUCCUGUUGCAGUGUUAACUGUUAUAUGUUAGAAAGUGGCUUUUCCCCUAAGAUUCUUAGUCUUUUAGAUUUAAAGACAAUUUAAGGUUUUGGCCAUUUGGCAGUAGAAAAUGUGCAUGUUUUAACUUAGCUUUAUAAAAUCCCUAACGUUUUACUUCUUGAACCAUAUACCAAAUUUGCCAAUUUUCUGUCCAAGUAUUUCAGAUGAAUAACAAAAUGUUGUUCAUUAAAGCUUUUGCCACCUUUCUUAAAGCAGCUUAUGUUCCAAGGGAAGAAGGCAUCGAAAAGCAAACGUUUCUUUUUAUGAAGAAUACGUGUUCGAAUUCCUUCAGUUUUUUUGAAAUUAGAAAUUUCUUAUGUGAAAUAUUCACAAACAUGCAGACUUCUGCAGAGACAAAGCAUUUCAUUGCAAGCGUACCAGGUUAUUGAUUUUAUCUUUUCCUUUCAGGGUUUUUUCUCCCAAACCAGAGUCGUAUGCUGCUAGUAGAAUUUUUUAUUUGAUCCUGCAAACUUUUCUUAUAGGAAAAGUAAGGCAAAAGAUGUUCAGUGCAACCAUCUGAUAAACUGAUGUGAUUGUAUUUAUCCUCUGUUCUGUGUAUUUCUGUAAUGGAAUCUUUAUAAUUCCCAAAGCAGUAUUUUAGAUCUACUGGAAAUCUAUAUCAAAACAGCUAUGUGAUUCUGCCACUGAGAAAAAAAUUUAAAAAUUCUUUUUUCUUCUGCUGGUUUGUUUUUCUUUAAUGAAGAAAUUGAUCUCAUAUGGCACCAUAGAUGCUAAAUAAAUAAAAGCAUCAUACUUCUCUACUUUGCCUGCAUUCAGAGCUUAACAUUGUGAGCAUUGUGUAAGAUAAACACAUGGUCAGUAUCAAUGUAAAUGUUAGAGCCAUAAUUAAUUUCUAUGAAAAUUGAAAUUAAAUGUCAAAGACAACUAGACAUAA
Molecule: messenger RNA, 8843 nt
Organism: Mandrillus leucophaeus (drill)
Lineage: Eukaryota; Metazoa; Chordata; Mammalia; Primates; Cercopithecidae
Gene: ZC3H12C
Product: zinc finger CCCH-type containing 12C
Exons: 6
Coding region: 74-2728 (884 amino acids)
Cellular component (GO): nucleus; cytoplasmic ribonucleoprotein granule
Molecular function (GO): RNA endonuclease activity; metal ion binding; mRNA binding
Source: RefSeq, a predicted model, not a curated record